Athalia rosae (coleseed sawfly) is the source of this 1051-nucleotide messenger RNA. RefSeq names its product ubiquitin-conjugating enzyme E2 R2. Gene Ontology annotation, molecular function: ubiquitin conjugating enzyme activity. Bases 295 to 1011 code for a protein of 238 amino acids. NCBI's taxonomy places the organism in Eukaryota, Metazoa, Arthropoda, Insecta, Hymenoptera, Athaliidae. The transcript has 6 exons. Gene Ontology annotation, biological process: protein polyubiquitination; ubiquitin-dependent protein catabolic process. The record is from RefSeq and is a predicted model, not a curated record.
AGAUUCUCGUGCAAUGAAGUAAAGAACGUAAAGCAAUAGAAAAAGCAAGGGAAGCAAAGCAGCAGCAGCAGGCAGACAGACAGGCAAAUAAGCAGCAAGCAGCACCAGCAGCAGCAACGAUAGUUUCCAAGUCAAAGUGAAAUAAGCAAAUAAUAAUAACAACAACAAAAAUAACUAAGAAGAAAAAGAAAAACAACGACACUAGAGGUGCGCUACAGAGUGAAGAGAAGACAAAUAAAAAGAAAAAGAAAGAGGGGAAGGCUUACCUUUAAUUGUGUGAAUUUUUAAAUCGAAAUGGCGCAACCUACGAGUAGCGCUUUAAGGGCUCUUGCCCUGGAAUACAAAAGCUUACAGGAAGAGCCAGUUGAGGGAUUUAGAGUGAAGCUCGUAAACGAGGACAACAUGUUCGAGUGGGAAGUGGCGAUUUUCGGGCCACCAGACACCCUGUAUCAAGGAGGAUAUUUCAAGGCGCACAUGAAGUUCCCAUUAGAUUAUCCAUACAGCCCGCCAAGCAUUCGAUUCAUGACAAAGGUCUGGCACCCGAACGUCUAUGAGAACGGGGAUUUGUGUAUAUCGAUUUUACACCCACCGGUAGAUGAUCCACAGAGCGGUGAAUUGCCAUGCGAAAGGUGGAAUCCAACGCAAAAUGUCAGGACGAUUCUCCUUUCUGUGAUCUCCUUGUUAAACGAGCCGAACACGUAUAGCCCCGCAAAUGUUGACGCCUCGGUGAUGUACAGACGUUGGCGCGACUCUAAAGGGAAAGACAAAGAAUAUGAAAACAUCAUCAGGAAGCAGGCGCAGGCAGCUAAGACGGAGGCUGAGAAGGAGGGAAUCGUAGUGCCUCUGACCCUUGAAGAUUAUUGUAUCAAAACGCGAGCUCGACCUGCGGAGCAGCAGUUAGAUAUGACAGAUUUCUAUGACGACGAGUACGAGCUCGACGAUGACGAGGACGAUCAGUUAAGCGCUAGCGAUUACGAGGAUGGGGACGACAGUGGAAAUGGAGAGUCGUGAUCCAUCUCUUGAAAAAAAAUUCUAACAAAAAACUAAUCAA